AUGGCGCCCAAGGGUCCUUUCAAGCUUGUCACAGUCAACACCGCACCUGAGCGUGCGAAGAGGCUUAUCGGCCGCAUGACUGAGGCGCUCAAGGAUCAGUACACGAUUGACUAUGUCGCCAACUGCGAGACAAUCGCCGAGGUCGAGGGCAAGGUGAAAGAGCACAAGCCAGACGUCCUGUUCUGUGCGUCAAUGUGGACAGCGGAUGAGGCAGAGCAGAUUCAGGCUACUGCGAGGUCAAUUGUCCCGAACAUUAAGACCCACGCGAUCCCCCAUGGGCUGCAGGUUGAGAGGGGGCCAGAUGCUAUUGUUGAGCACCUCCUUGAGAAGGUUCCUCAACUGCUCGAGAGCUAG
Colletotrichum abscissum is the source of this 354-nucleotide messenger RNA. RefSeq lists its product as uncharacterized. The record is from RefSeq and is a predicted model, not a curated record. NCBI's taxonomy places the organism in Eukaryota, Fungi, Ascomycota, Sordariomycetes, Glomerellales, Glomerellaceae. The transcript is spliced from 3 exons. The coding region runs from base 1 to 354 and encodes 117 amino acids.